Molecule: messenger RNA, 1116 nt
Organism: Laccaria bicolor S238N-H82
Lineage: Eukaryota; Fungi; Basidiomycota; Agaricomycetes; Agaricales; Hydnangiaceae
Exons: 6
Coding region: 1-948 (315 amino acids)
Source: RefSeq, a predicted model, not a curated record
AUGCCACGUUAUCUUCGCAACGUUCAUGUUUACGACCCCAAACCUCAGCCUCCCGUCGUUGUUGGAGGUAUCCACCAACAUGGAUCUCUGUCCAUCUCAGACUUCUACUCUAUGAUGGACACCGUGCUGGUUGCGCAAUCCUCCUGGGUCUUGUUCUUUGCUGAUGCGCAAUACCAACCUGUGGGUACUGCGCUGGAUCGUGAAGAUUGUAGCGUGUUGCCUGUGGGCAUAUAUGUCGUCAUGUCGGCCGAGAAGCAGCUGCUUGAUGUAUCUCUAACGCCGGAAAGACAUCGACCACGGACCCUGUCCCUGGACAACUCGGGACCCAUCCGCAAAGACGGCUUCAGGAAUCGUGUGCGUGAGAGGGAUCGACGUUGCUGUAUCACAGGGGAGCUUGUUGAGUCUGGAAGGUAUCAUCCUUUUCGUACGACUCACAUCUUUCCGGUUGCCCAUCGUGACGUCUGGGACUUGUUACAGCUGUCCCAGCACAUUCGAGACGACGCCCCUGAAGGCGAACAAGGCCCCGCUUCCAUCAACUCCGUUCAAAAUGGUCUUCUCCUCCGUAGUGAUAUCCACAACCGUUUCGAUGACUAUGACUUCGCCAUAAAUCCGGAUAAUGGUUAUCGUAUCGUUGACUUCACAGAAGGAGGAAAACUCGAUGGUCAUGUCUUAUGGAUCAACCAAAACGUUGAACCAAGGUAUCGCCCGUCUGAUGCUCUUCUGCGCGACCACUUUAGCCAAUGUGUACUGGCAAAUGUCAAGGGUGCAGGUGAGCAAAGGGAUGAGUGGGUAGACUUCGAGGACGACCACGACCUUAGUGACUUUUCUAAUUGGGGUCGAAGAAUGGGUGGUGGGCUUAGCCGCCUGGAACUUGAACUAGCAACACGGCUUAAUAGCCAUGAGACCCUUGUUGUCCAGCAACCUCUCGUUGUCAAGAUGUCCUUGUAACUAAGCUCCGUCCCUGUCUCACUCUCUACGAUACUUCGUCUCUUGCAAGUCUCUUGUCAUCCCCAUCACUGCAUUUUACAUAGAUCCUUGAUUUCGAAAACUUAUCAUUAUGAAAUUUUGUUCCCUCCAAGUUCCCAACAUAAUAUAUGAAUCAGGGUGUCCUAUCCA